Molecule: messenger RNA, 516 nt
Organism: Aspergillus puulaauensis
Lineage: Eukaryota; Fungi; Ascomycota; Eurotiomycetes; Eurotiales; Aspergillaceae
Product: GNAT family N-acetyltransferase
Exons: 1
Coding region: 1-516 (171 amino acids)
Molecular function (GO): acyltransferase activity, transferring groups other than amino-acyl groups
Source: RefSeq, a predicted model, not a curated record
AUGCCAACCUGGCGCCCCCUGACCCCAAACGACAUCGCCAGCCUCAUGCAGGUCGCAAAUGAAAUCCAUCCAGGCCUCCCAGAACGCCCCGAAGUAUUCAUCAACCGCAUCGCCCUCUUCCCAGCCGGCUGUCUCGCCCUGGAAGACGAAGCCGAAGACGAAGACGGCGCCCGCCUCUGUGGUUACGCAAUUUCCCACCCGAUCCGCCCCCGCUGCCCGCCGGCUCUGGAUUCUGUCUUGGAUGAGAUCCCCGCGGACGCAGAUCACUACUACAUCCACGAUGUGGCUAUCCUGCCCAGACUCCGAGGGCGCGGUCUAGCUGCGGAGUGCGUUGCACGGCUGCUUGCGAGUGACGCCGCGCAGAGGUAUCCGAUGGCUGCACUGGUUUCGGUUUAUGGCACAGAGGCGUUUUGGGCGCGCUUUGGGUUUAGGGCCGUGGUGAUGGGUGAGGAUUUGGCUGGGAAGCUGCGCGAAUAUGGUGAGGAUGCGGUUUACUUGGAGCGUGUACAAGGCUGA